Prosopis cineraria is the source of this 3025-nucleotide messenger RNA. RefSeq names its product cation/H(+) antiporter 18-like. Bases 305 to 2755 code for a protein of 816 amino acids. Gene Ontology annotation, cellular component: endomembrane system; membrane. Gene Ontology annotation, biological process: regulation of pH; proton transmembrane transport. Lineage: Eukaryota; Viridiplantae; Streptophyta; Magnoliopsida; Fabales; Fabaceae. Gene Ontology annotation, molecular function: antiporter activity. The transcript is spliced from 5 exons. The record is from RefSeq and is a predicted model, not a curated record.
UGAAAUUUCAUCGUCUCGCCGCUCUCGGGAGACUUUCUGAAACCUCGCAUCAUUUGCUUCCGGAACGGCCACGAAUUUCAAAUAAUCACGCUUCCAAACAGUCUGUGCAGAUCCAUCGUCGCCCUCCCAAACAGCGUGGUUUUUUGCCGUGGCUAAUUACCACCACUCCAUUGUCAGUUAUUUUGGUGUUGAUUAUGACCAUCCUUCCAAAGUCAACUGGUCGAAUUGGCAUCGAGAGAGAAGGGGAUACCCUCUGAUCCUAAAGCUAGGGAAAUUAUUAGCAAGUGAGGCUUUUGGGAGCAAAAUGGCUAGUGGAAACUGUACUUAUAAGCCCAUGAAAGCCACGUCUAAUGGAGUGUUCCAAGGAGAUAAUCCCCUAGAUUAUGCUCUCCCUCUUGCCAUCUUGCAAAUCUGCCUCGUGGUGAUUGUUACCCGUAUUCUUGCUUUUCUCAUCAAGCCUUUAAGGCAGCCUCGGGUGAUCGCAGAGAUUGUUGGUGGAAUAUUGCUAGGCCCAUCAGUCUUGGGACGGAACAAAACCUACUUGAAUAAAAUAUUUCCCUCUAGAAGCCACACAGUGUUGGACACUUUGGCCAAUCUUGGUCUCCUUUUCUUUUUGUUCCUUGUGGGCCUUGAGCUAGACCCCAAGUCCCUUCGCCGAACAGGAAAGAAAGCGCUUGCCAUUGCCCUUGCUGGAAUCAGCCUCCCAUUCUUAUUAGGAAUCGGAACAUCAUUUGUACUUCGCACAACUAUUUCAGAAGAAGUCAGUAAAGCUCCAUUCUUGGUAUUCAUGGGAGUGGCACUUUCCAUCACUGCAUUUCCCGUGCUGGCUCGUAUUUUGGCUGAGCUCAAGCUCUUAACCACUGAUGUAGGUCGAAUGGCCAUGUCAGCGGCUGCUGUUAAUGAUGUUGCUGCAUGGGUUCUGCUCGCUCUCGCUGUUGCUCUUUCUGGUUCUGGACGUUCUCCUUUGGUUACACUCUGGGUUCUAUUGUGUGGUUGUGCUUUUAUAUUAGGUUGCAUCCUUAUCCUCCCUCGAAUUUUUGGAUGGAUGGCUCGACGAUGCCCUGAAGGUGAACCUGUCGGUGAAUUGUACAUUUGUGCCACGUUAGUUAUAGUAUUGGCUGCUGGUUUUCUCACUGAUCUUAUUGGGAUUCAUGCCCUCUUUGGUGCAUUUGUGGUUGGAGUUAUUGUGCCAAAAGAAGGGCAUUUUUCUUCAGCUCUUGUUGAAAAAGUAGAGGAUCUAGUUUCUGGUCUCUUGCUUCCAUUAUACUUUGUCUCUAGUGGAUUAAAGACUAAUGUGGCCACCAUUCAAGGAGCAGAAUCAUGGGGUCUUCUCAUUUUAGUCAUAUUUACUGCUUGUUUUGGAAAGAUAGUUGGCACCAUAGUUGUCUCCCUCCUCUGUAGAGUACCUGUACAAGAGGCUCUUGCUCUUGGGUUCCUUAUGAAUACGAAGGGAUUGGUGGAGCUCAUCGUCCUUAAUAUUGGUAGAGAUAGACAGGUAUUGAAUGAUCAAACUUUUGCUAUCAUGGUGUUGAUGGCUAUCUUCACAACCUUUAUCACAACACCUACAGUCAUGUCAGUGUAUAAACCAGCUAAAAGAAGGGCAAAGGCUGACUAUAAACAUAGGACAGUUGGGAGGGAAGACCCGAGCUCUGAGCUUCGACUUUUGAUAUGUUUCCACAGUGGAAGGAACAUACCAUCACUGCUGAAUCUAGUUGAAGCUUCACGCGGCUCUGGAAAAAGAGAAGGGCUUUGCUUAUAUGCAUUACACCUCAUGGAAUUAACAGAGAGGCCGUCAGCUAUACUGAUGGUUCACAAGGCUAGAAAGAAUGGGCUCCCUUUUUGGAACAAAUCACGACGAUCUGACACAAACCAAAUUGUAGUUGCUUUUGAGGCUUUCGAGCAACUUAACCGAGUAUCCAUUCGUCCCAUGACAGCCAUCUCUGCUAUGUCCAACAUUCACGAGGACAUAUGUGAAAUUGCAGAUAGUAAAAGAGUAGCAAUGAUAAUCAUCCCAUUUCAUAAACACCAAAGAGUAGAUGGAUCCUUAGAAACCACUCGAUCAGAAUUUAGGGCAGUGAAUCGAAGGGUUCUAGCACAUGCACCGUGCUCAGUGGGGAUCUUAGUAGACCGUGGACUUGGUGGAAGCACUCAUGUUGCAGCAAGUAAUGUUUCUUCUGUAAUGACUGUGCUGUUCUUUGGGGGUCCAGAUGAUGAAGAGGCCUUAGCUUGUGGUCUACGAAUGGCAGAGCAUCCUGGUAUUAGUUUAACUGUUGUGUGUUUCCUAGCAGGAAGCUCAGAAAAUGUAGUAGCAGGAGGAGAGAUUGUGAGUGUUGAUAUAAAUGAGGAGACAUUAAGUAAGAAAGAAGGAUUAGGAGAUGAGAAAUUCCUGACGAAAGUGAAACAAAUGGUAUCAAAUAACAAUUCAGUGAAGUUUGAAGAGAGGAAGGUAAAGAAUUGUGAAGAAGUUGUGGAGAUGGCUAGAGAGUAUAGUAGAUGUAAUUUGUUCUUAGUAGGAAGGAAGCCAGAAGGUGAAGUGGCAAUAGCUUUGAAAAAUAACAAAGGUAAAGGCGAGUGUCCAGAAUUGGGACCAAUAUGUAAUAUACUUACCUCUUUAGAGUUCUCAACCUCUGCAUCAGUGUUGGUGGUGCAACAAUACCAAGGCCAGAAAGCUGUGAAUCGUGCACACUCCUCGUUCGCCUCUAGUAGGGUAGCAACUAUAUUUGAGAAUGCAGAUGUGGGCAAGGAUUCUAAGUAACUCUCUUAUCUACUCUCCAUAAAGUUUAAUUUAAUGAUGUUUGUACCUGUAAAUAUGUGUUGUGCAAGUUCAUUUUCCAUAUAUGGGAAUAGUAGCUGCUAUGUGUUGGCCUGUAUUGGAAAAAUUCAGCAAGAGAUAUGGUCUUUGAGAUCUAGCUUGUUUUACUUUAUGUGCGAUGUAAAUGUAAAACUGCAAAUCAACGAUGAGAUCUAUGUCCAACUUUCAUCACGGCUUUGCCUUUCUAAAGAUUACAAUUAAUCUUCCUUGUAA